AUGUGCGUAACUCCCACACCAGGGGGCGCUAUAGCCGACCCGCGCACCUCGGACGUGACGUACGUGGCUGUCCGGUUGCUAAGCUGCACGGAGCAGUCACAGCCGUCAACAAGUGACAUCCGAAGCUUUUCGCCACCAAAUAUUCAUUCUAACCAACAGAAAACACAACUUCACUACCUUCCCGAUGGUAGACCGCACCCAGGACUCGUAGGUGGAGAGUCCAUACGUGAGCAGAGGCCUUUUUGUUUCUUCCCUGAUGGUGUAACUUUGUCCAGAUUCAAGAUGGCGGCUGUUGGCUCCACAAAGAUCUCAUGGAGGCUGCAAGAGUUCGAGGCGCACACCAGCAGCGUGUCGUGUCUGUCUCUAGGGAAAAGUUCCGGUCGUCUCCUGGCCACCGGAGGAGAGGACUGCAGGGUGAACAUCUGGGCGGUCAGCAAAGCCAACUGCAUCAUGAGUUUGACGGGAAGCAAGAGUCCGGUGGAGUGUCUGCAGCUGAACACCACGGAGGAGAAGGUGGUGGCCGGGUCCAAGUCCGGAUCCAUUAAGAUAUGGGACCUGGAGAGCGCCAAACUUUCACGCACUUUAAUGGGACACAAAGCAAACAUCACCAGUCUGGGCUGUCACCCGCUCUCAGACAACUUCCUGGCCUCUAGUUCUAUAGACACCAACAUUAAGCUUUGGGACGUCCGGAAGAAAGGGUACAUUUUCAGAUAUCAGGGUCACUCUGACGCUGUGAGGAGUCUGGCCUUCAGUCCUGAUGGGAGGUGGUUGGCUUCAGCGAGUGACGACUGUGUAGUGAAGCUGUGGGACCUGGGCUUGGGUAAAGUCAUCACGGAGUUCAAGUCUCACACGGGAGCAGUCAACAUCGUCCAGUUUCACCCGAGCGAGUAUCUCCUAGCCUCUGGGAGCGCAGACCGGACGGUGAAGCUGUGGGACCUGGAGAAGUUCACGAUGGUCGGAUCAUUGGAGGGAGACACCAGCGCCGUCAGAUGUGUGUUCUUCAGUCCAGACGGCUCCUGUCUGUACAGCGGCUCCUCCGACACGCUCCGGGUGUUCGGGUGGGAACCGGACCGCUGCUUCGACGUGGUGUCUGUCGGCUGGAGCAAAGUGUCGGAUCUGUCCAUCUGCAACCAACAACUGAUCGGAGUGUCGCAUCAGCUCUCCACUGUCUCCACGUUUGUUGUGGAUCUCACGCGUGUCAAGCGGAGCGGAGGAGCCGUGAUCCAGGACAUCAUCCAGGACAACCAGCCUCUGUCCGCCCCGAGCGAACCCAAGACUGCAGCUCUGAGACGCAGCUACGACAAACCAGGCCCCACGGCGCACAGGGUGAAGCAGAAUUCAGAGAGUGACCGCCGCAGUCCCGAGGGAGAGCGGCGCAGUCCCAGUGAAGACGAAGGAGACGAGAAAGUGUCUUCAGCUGAAAUCCACAACGCUGACGAUUACAAGGAGAUCUUCCAGCCCAGAAACGACAUCUCUCGAACACCUCCAAAGUUUCCGGAACCUUUCCCUGCUCCCCCUGAAGACGACUCUGUCCUGGGAAUAAGUAGCAAAAUGAAAGGAAUCGCUCCGUUUGCUGAAAAACAGCAGGUCUCUCCCAUCGCUCAGUCCACUCCUGUGCAGAGAGUGGAGCCCACAGUGGUGUUGUGUGCAAAGCGGGUUCCUCCCCCAGCUGAGCCUCCCACGGCCUGGCCUCCUCCUGCUCCCUCUGCUCCCACCGCUCUCUCCGCUCCCUCUGCUCCAGCCGUCACCAAAACCAAACCACACAGCUCCGCGCCACAGAAGCACCAAGCGCCCAAAAUCAUACCCAGCUCCAGGAACCAACCUAUCGGACUUAACGUGGCCGACUUCCUGCCCCCCUCGGCUCAUAACCGGCCCGGAGGCCUGAGUGAAGAGGAGGCGCUGUCCCAGAUAAAGAAAGGCCACGACACCAUGUGUUUGAUGCUCAGCAGUCGACACAGGAACCUGGAGACGGUGCGCGGCGUCUGGGGCCGAGAAGGCAUCAAGAGAGCUCUGGACUCUGCAGUUUCUAUGGACGACUUGGCCAUCCUGGUGGACAUCCUCAACAUCAUCAACCUGCAGCCGUCCAUCUGGAAGCUGGAUUUAUGCACAACUGUUCUCCCGCAGAUCGAGAAGCUGCUGCAGAGCAAAUACGAGAGCUACAUGCAGACCGGAUGCACGUCGCUGAAGCUCGUCAUGAGGCACUUCUGGACCCUGAUCUCGGACACGCUGAAGGCCACGCCGUCGGUGGGAGUGGACAUCACCCGAGAAGAAAGACGCCACAAAUGCCGCGUUUGUUUUAAGCAGCUGAAACACCUCAGUAACGUCGUCAAGAACAAGUCUUCGUACGUCGGUCGCCACGGCAGCGCCUUCAAAGAGCUGCAGCUCAUCAUGGCUCCGCUGGACGACGUGCUUUGA
This is a messenger RNA of Knipowitschia caucasica, 2415 nucleotides long. The record is from the annotation of a GenBank genome assembly. NCBI's taxonomy places the organism in Eukaryota, Metazoa, Chordata, Actinopteri, Gobiiformes, Gobiidae.